AUUGCUACCAUGGUAACGGACCACAUGAUGAGGUGUAUUAGAUUGCUGCGUGUUGAGCACAAGGGGAAGAAUGAACACAGCUUUUUAUUGAAGUUAAAGGUUACUUUGGAGUUUCUUCUGCGGAAAUGUGUAAGGUCAAAUACUAUAGUUUUCAGCCUAUGUAGUACUUCAGAGGAGAAAUUAGGAGCAUGUUGGUGUAUUUAACUACAAAACCAGAAUGAUUGAAGAUAGUGGGAAAAGAGGAAAUAUCAUGGCAGAAAGAAGACAGCUGUUUGCAGAGAUGAGGGCUCAAGAUCUGGAUCGCAUCCGACUCUCCACCUACAGAACAGCAUGCAAGCUGAGGUUUGUUCAGAAGAAAUGCAAUUUGCACCUGGUGGACAUAUGGAAUGUCAUAGAAGCAUUGCGGGAAAAUGCUCUGAACAACUUGGACCCAAACACAGAACUCAAUGUGGCCCGCUUAGAGGCUGUGCUCUCCACCAUUUUUUACCAGCUCAACAAACGGAUGCCAACCACUCAUCAAAUCCAUGUGGAGCAAUCCAUCAGCCUCCUCCUCAACUUCCUGCUUGCGGCCUUUGACCCUGAAGGCCAUGGAAAAAUUUCAGUAUUUGCUGUCAAAAUGGCUUUAGCUACCUUGUGUGGAGGGAAGAUCAUGGACAAAUUAAGAUAUAUUUUCUCAAUGAUUUCUGACUCCAGUGGGGUGAUGGUUUAUGGACGAUACGACCAGUUCCUUCGGGAAGUUCUCAAACUUCCCACGGCAGUUUUUGAAGGUCCUUCAUUUGGUUACACAGAACAGUCAGCUAGAUCCUGUUUCUCCCAACAGAAAAAAGUCACGUUAAAUGGUUUCUUGGACACACUCAUGUCAGAUCCUCCUCCUCAGUGUCUGGUCUGGUUGCCUCUUCUGCAUCGACUGGCAAAUGUAGAAAAUGUCUUCCAUCCGGUUGAGUGUUCCUACUGCCACAGUGAGAGUAUGAUGGGAUUUCGCUACCGAUGCCAGCAGUGUCACAAUUACCAGCUCUGUCAGGACUGCUUCUGGAGGGGACAUGCCGGUGGUUCCCAUAGCAACCAGCACCAAAUGAAAGAGUACACGUCAUGGAAAUCACCUGCUAAGAAGCUAACCAAUGCAUUAAGCAAGUCCCUGAGCUGUGCUUCCAGCCGUGAACCGUUGCACCCUAUGUUCCCAGAUCAGCCUGAAAAGCCACUCAACUUGGCUCACAUCGUUGAUACUUGGCCACCCAGACCUGUAACCAGCAUGAACGAUACCCUAUUCUCCCACUCUGUUCCCUCCUCAGGAAGUCCUUUUAUUACCAGGAGUAUGCUUGAGAGUUCCAACCGGCUUGAUGAAGAACACAGGCUGAUCGCCAGGUAUGCGGCAAGACUGGCAGCAGAAUCCUCCUCGUCUCAGCCAACUCAACAGAGAACUGCGCCUGACAUCUCCUUCACCAUUGAUGCAAAUAAGCAACAGAGACAGCUGAUUGCAGAACUAGAGAACAAGAACAGAGAAAUCUUACAGGAGAUCCAGAGACUUCGGCUAGAGCAUGAACAAGCUUCUCAGCCCACACCAGAAAAGGCGCAGCAAAAUCCCACCCUGCUGGCAGAACUCCGGCUCCUCAGACAGCGCAAGGAUGAACUAGAACAGAGAAUGUCUGCUCUCCAGGAGAGCCGGCGAGAGCUAAUGGUCCAGUUAGAAGGUCUCAUGAAGCUACUAAAGACUCAGGGGGCAGGCUCUCCCCGCUCUUCCCCCAGCCACACCAUCAGCAGGCCUAUCCCCAUGCCCAUCCGGUCCGCGUCAACCUGCUCCACCCCGACGCACACACCACAGGACUCCCUCACCGGGGUAGGGGGAGAUGUCCAAGAGGCGUUUGCACAAAGUUCAAGAAGAAAUCUAAGGAAUGAUUUGCUAGUGGCAGCAGAUUCCAUCACUAACACCAUGUCCUCUCUUGUGAAGGAGCUGAAUUCUGAGGUAGGAAGUGAAACGGAGAGUAAUGUGGAUUCUGAAUUUGCACGGUCUCAGUUUGAGGACCUUGUCCCAUCACCAACCUCUGAAAAGGCUUUUCUAGCACAAAUUCAUGCCCGAAAACCUGGCUACAUUCACAGUGGAGCUACCACAAGUACCAUGCGCAGUGACAUGGUGACAGAAGAGGGGGAUCCCUACGUACGGCCCGAGGACGAAAACUAUGAGAAUGACUCUGUCCGGCAGCUGGAGAACGAGCUCAAGAUGGAGGAAUACCUGAAACAGAAACUGCAGGAUGAGGCCUAUCAGGUCAGCUUGCAAGGUUGAAUGCAAUAUCCUUUUAUCACUCUCCUCUCAAGCAAGCUAUAGUCAGACAGAUGAUGAAAGUUACAUGAAAGCUGGUGAUGAUGGAGAGCCACACAGAGGAGGAUGACAGCAGCCUGGCAGCAGCCUCACCGGACAGAGGAACCACCACACCCAGCAGCUCCCGACAAACCCCCGCCCCUACAGAUGUGUUCUGAUGACUAUAGUGCAGCUAACUUUGUGUUCUAAGAUUUGUAGUUCAUAGGUGUGUGUUUGAGAAGGAAAAAAAAAAAGACUUCUGUUCAAAGCUAACUUAUCAGUUACAUCUUCUGUAACAUGACUCAUCCCUGGUUAACAAAAACAAACACAGGCUGAAAACUCAUGCUGCUGUUACACACGAUGGCAGUAUUAACAAGCAUUUUAAACCUUUGCACAUGAUAUUGAACCUGUUCAGUUUACAAUGACAAUUUGACAAUAUUAAUACUGUUUAUAGCUAGAAGUUUGAUUUCUGGAUUCUUUGAGAUUUUAGCAAAACAGUUGAUUAUACACUGUACAUUUUUUUUUUCCACAGUCAUUGGAAAAAAACAACCACUUGCAAUUAUUCACUAACCCUGAAGGAUUUUGGUUCCUGAGUGUACAGACUUGGAGCCAGGGAGCCAAGAACAGUGCUUGGCCUGCACAGUCUGCAGUUGACUCCAAGUCUCUGUGAGCAGUGACUUGGACCAAACACACCAGGAAUAAUUCCUUCCUUGGGGCUUCUUUCCAACUUAGGGUUGUUUUCUUUCAAGAUACUCUAAUGAAUCAGCCAUAGAAUUUAGUGUAAAUAUGUUUUCCAAAUAGAGAUCAUAUUCAAAAAAGGCAGCAUUCAAAUUAUAUAGAAUCUAGUUUUUAAAAACAGCACAGAUCUUCUUAAAAACUGUGAACUAUGUUUUGAAAUACUCGUUACUAAAGCUGUUUAUAAACCACAGGUGCCAUAAGAUCCCCAAACGGACUAAAGUUAUCUAUGCUCUUCCAUGGUCUUGUUCCUCUCGUUUUGACUCUAGGAAGCAUGUCUUUAACAGCACCGCUCAUUCACAAGUUCCCCUAUCAGGUUGUUUAGAGGCCUUCAGCUUUAAAUGUACAGGCUUAAAGUGCGCUUGCAAACAUUCACUCUCCUUUUAUUUCUGAAUGUGUAUUGCCUUAGCUGGCCACCAGGUGUUCUGCAUGCAGCCUUUCUGUGGUCAAGUGAAAGAAGACUUGGGAUUUUGCACUUGAACAUGAAGAGUUCAGAUGCAAAAGAGGAUAAUGACUGUUGAUGGUCCUUUAUGAGGUCCCCAAAGACCUCCUUUAGGGAUUCUGGGGGAAAUGGAGUAAUCUAGUUAUUUCAAGAUUUCAUUAAAAAAAAAAAAAAAAGCCUGUGGCAUAUUGGAACCAUCAUAUUUAAAUUAUCAGCUUCUCUGGAAUUCCUUCUUCUUCUUUAAAGGAAAGAACAUCAUUUUAGAACAAUCGUUCUCAAAGUGUGUUCCCAAACCAGCAGCAUCAGCAUUGCCUAGGAAGGUCUUAGAAAUGUAAAUUCUUAGACCUUAACCCAGGCCUACUGAAUCAGAAACUCUGGGAGGUUGGGCCCAGCAAUCUGAGUUUUAAUCAGCCCUCUAGGUGAUUCUGAUGCUAUUGCUUUAGAAUAAAGUUGUAUAAUAAAGUCUCUGAAAGGCCUUAUUCAGAAUAAGCAAGAAAGGUUCUGUGAUUCAAUUUUGCUUUGGGAGCUGGCAACAACCUUCUCCCAUCCCUACACACCUCACACCUAGUCUGUAGUUGGUGGGUCCCCAGCUGAGUCCUGACAUCUUCAAGCUCCCUCUGCAGAGGGCUGUAAGAUGUCUGCAUUUAGUCAGAAACCAUCUCCUUGGCUGCCCUUUGAAACAAAACCUUGGGGAUAGUGAAGUGCUUGAUUGGCAUUAGUGAGGGUUCCAUCCCUAGGCGUAUUUAAUCAUACAUCCCUUCAGAGAACCUGCCUGACAAAUGUCCCUGAGCACAGGCUGACACCAAAGUGGCACAACUGCACAGUUCUCAGAUUUCUUUGCACAGAUGGAUUUUAUUGCGGGUUUUGUUGGUGUGUCUUAAUGUUCAUCUCUUUCCCACCGCCCAUCCUCUGUGAAACCAUACCUCUAGAUGGAGCAGGUGGCCACUGGUGCCUCAUACUCAAUACUGAAAACCACUACAUCCCAGCUACCUACAUUGCUAUCAGCUCGAAAUCAUAGCCAGGUAGUUCUUGAACUCAGAGCCCUGGCACUCAGCCACUGACUGGACCGAGCUGGCAUAUUCUUGUCUCUUUGUUCGUCUAAGGUUUAAACUGUUCUGCUGAUAACCUUCCCCCUUGUCAUAGCUUUCAUUGCCAACCAACUCCAUCACAUGGUUGUUGAUACCAUCGUACAAAGCCAUUGCAAGGACUCUGGAAACUGCCGCCAGUGACCAAUUUCUGACUAACCAGCCACCUUUUCUUUCUCUUAGCUCCACGUCAGCACUGAGACCAGACUCAAGCACCCCUGUCGUGUAACCGAGACAAAAUGGCGUGUGUUAUUUUGGGUUUGUGUGUUCUUUGGUGGGUUUCUUUCCUUGGCUCUUCAGAUUUACUUCUGGGGCCUGUUCUAAAUACAAACCCAGCAGGUUUCACUUGUCCUAUUAGUUACAACUACAUCUUGUGGGGGUCAUUUGUUUCUUGUUCCACAAUGAAUUGCAUAUCCGUCUCCAUCAGAGCUGAUGGCCUAUUCAUGAGCACUGGUCUAACACAGCCAACCCUCCCCCACAGCAUCAUGUUAAUGGAGGAGGAGAGGAAGGUGAAAUCUACUGCAUGGUGUUCAGGAAUCAGUUGUGGUUGGUCAGGGCGGAAGUCGGGGUAAGUUUGGUUGGUCAGAGGGAGAUGUGCUGGAGAUUGUGAAAAAUGGAUUCUUGAAUGAUCUACUAUAAGGCAGGGAAGGUUCAUUUGUAAGUAGUAAUGUGAACUGAAUUGCAUUAAGAGUGUGUGGCCUUUGUUGUGAUAUACUAUGUAUUUUCUUAUAUGCAUGAGCCAAACUGUUGCAUCAUAAUUUAGCACUGAUGUCUGCUUUUAUUUUGAUCAUCUUUGUCCACUCUUAUUAGUUCUUGGCUGUUAACUGUAGAUAGAUCUUGUAAAUUCGGCAGCCUUUGGUUGCUGAUUUCAUCUUGGUUUGAUUCCACCCAAGGAACCACAAACAAGAACUCCAGUGUCCUCAGAAGAAAGGGUAUUUUUACUUCUGAACCAAAAAGAGAAAAAAAAAAUCAGAAACGUUACAUGUUGAGGCUAAUUAAUUGUAAGCGGUUUUUAAUUAUGACUACUGCAAUUUGACAUCAUUUGAAAUAACCAAUCCAGAGACACUAAAGAUUUCACAAUAUUCAUUGGUAUCAUAACAAAACUACUACUGUAUGGAUUUUUUUGUAUUGCUGUUAAGUACUGUUUUGUAUGUGUGUGCGCGUGUGUGUGUGAACAUCCUGGGGACAUGUUAUAUUUUGAAGUGAUUAAACUAUUUAAUUGUGUGUCUAUAUUUUGGAAUGGAAUUAUUUCUUCAUUAAAAAUGUUUUUAAAAACACUA
Carlito syrichta (Philippine tarsier) is the source of this 5835-nucleotide messenger RNA. RefSeq names its product dystrobrevin alpha (gene DTNA). Gene Ontology annotation, cellular component: plasma membrane; synapse. The record is from RefSeq and is a predicted model, not a curated record. The transcript has 21 exons. Gene Ontology annotation, molecular function: zinc ion binding. Lineage: Eukaryota; Metazoa; Chordata; Mammalia; Primates; Tarsiidae. The coding region runs from base 218 to 2278 and encodes 686 amino acids. Gene Ontology annotation, biological process: synaptic signaling.